Dreissena polymorpha is the source of this 1081-nucleotide messenger RNA. Its product is annotated as ubiA prenyltransferase domain-containing protein 1-like. Gene Ontology annotation, molecular function: prenyltransferase activity. Gene Ontology annotation, biological process: vitamin K biosynthetic process; menaquinone biosynthetic process. The transcript is spliced from 3 exons. The coding region runs from base 34 to 981 and encodes 315 amino acids. Lineage: Eukaryota; Metazoa; Mollusca; Bivalvia; Myida; Dreissenidae. Gene Ontology annotation, cellular component: Golgi membrane; endoplasmic reticulum. The record is from RefSeq and is a predicted model, not a curated record.
CAUUUAAUAUAUUAGUUAGUCGUCGCAUAUGUCAUGAUGCAACAAGCAAAAUCAACGGAAGACCCGACAUGCCAUCUCGACCAGUUGAAAGAACAUUUUAGCAGGUAUUUGAUUGCUCUUCGACCAUGGUCUUUCACCGCUAGUUUUACACCAGUCGCCCUUGGAAGUGUUCUGGCAUUUAAAGCGUUUGGAAGUUUCUCCAUCGUCAUUUUUCUGAUAACAUUAUUGACUGCGCUUUCUGUGCAUGCAGCUGGAAACUUGGUCAACACUUAUGUUGAUUACCAAAGAGGUAUAGACAACAAAUCCAGUGAUGACAGGACACUCGUUGACAAGAUACUGAAUCCAGAAGAAAUCCAAUGGCUGGCAAUGGUGUUAUACUCAGUGGGAAUUGUUGGAUUUCUAUGUCUGAGUUUUAUAUCCGAUGCACCAAUGGAACAUCUUGCAUUAAUAUUUUUCUGUGGAUUGUCAGGAAGCUUUUUAUACACUGGAGGACUUGGCUUCAAGUACAUGGCAUUGGGUGAUGUCAUUGUGUUUCUAACAUUUGGACCAGUGUCAGUCAUGUUUGCAUUCCUGGGGCAGGCGGGGAGAAUCUCAUUUACCUCUCUUCUGUAUGCAAUACCUCUGGUCCUGCAUAUAAUAGGUAUACUUCAUGCUAACAAUACGCGUGACAUGGAUUCGGACAAGAAAGCAAACAUUUUUACUGUUGCGAUUCUUCUGGGAUGGACAGGCUCCUACCUGGUUUUCACAAUAUUGAUAUUCCUGCCGUACCUCAUGUUGUUCCAGUGUGUGUUACAUGUCUCAUGGUGGAUGAUUCUUCCAGUGCUUACAGUACAAGAAGCAUUCAACAUUGAAAGGCAGUUUAGAGCUAGGCAGCUCAACAAGAUACCACAUAAAGUAGCUAAACUGAACUUUCAGAUGGGCAUUCUCUAUGUGCUUGCAGUGUUCCUUACUGACACUAAAUUGCUUCCCACAUUAUUGUAGGCAUAUAUUGGCGAAAUUGAUGGGUGAUUGAUUAUAAUGCCAUGUUGAAUUGAAAUACAGCUGUUAUUAAGUUAAUCUUGUAAUAAAUAAUAUAACAGUA